AUGCGUCGACGCCGCGCGUCACAUCCCCCCGCCCCCCCCGCGCGUCGUCGUCGUGGGCAGGCCGACGUCGGCGCCGCCCGCCCGCGCCCGACCAGUUCCGUCAUGGCGUCCGCGCUCAUCGACGAGAUCAAGCUCAACGCGUCGAACGGCGACAGCGAGCAGUACGACCUCGCCGGGUUCACCCCCGGAUGGCUGCACGAUCUCGUCGGCUCGUGCCUCGGGACGACGCUGCCGGCGAAGUCGUACGUCGCGUGCAAGUUCGUCAUCGGCGGCGGGAAGAAGACGCGCGCCAAGUACGACCCGGACAUGCUCAAGCACUUCACCGAGGCGCUGCGCGCCGCGGGCCUGGAGGAGGACCGCGGCGCGAGCGCGUGCGCGGAGUGCGCGGGGACGUACAAGUACCAGCACGACACGGACAAGGAUCUCAAGUACCUGCACGUGUUCCCGAAGGUGGAGAUCGUGUCCGUGGGCGGCGACGGCGACGGCGUUAACGGCGGCGGGGAUCGAACCGGCGGCGGGAACGCGCGGUCGCCCGAGUAUCAGUGCUGCUCGUGCACGUUCGAGGAGUUUAUCGACCUCGUCGCGAUGAACGUGCCGUCGUUUUCGCAAAAGCGCGCGCUCCUCAAACGCAUGCGCGUGCUUCAGAGCGCGCUGGAGCAGCUCGAGAAUAUGCUCGUGGAGCAGCAGAGGCUCACGGAGCAGGAGCAAGAGAUGUACGACAGCAUGGUGGACGUCUCGUCCAAGGUGGACCACCUGAACGCGGAGCUCGAGAAGAUGGUGAGCAAAGGGCGGCUCACGAAGGGCGAGCAGAAGGCGAUGAUUGGUGACCUGGCGUCCAAGCUCGAGGAGCUCGACGUCAUGAUCGCGACCGCGGACGCGGAGGGGAAGCAAAAGAAGCGAGAGACGCUCGAGGGGAAGCGCGUUCAAUUGAUCGAGAAGUCGGACGCGAUCGCGUCGUUCAAGCCGAUCGUGUACGCGAUGGCGAACGAGAGAGAGCUGAACGAUUUGCGCGCGGAGCUCAAGGCUUUGGAGGCGCUCGAGAAGGCUUCGGGAGGGAAGUUGCUGAAGGGGGCGGACGUCGCGAAGCUCGCGAAGAAGCCGCAGAUCGAGGAGCGCAUCGCGGCGUUGGAAGGGGAGGAUAAAGGGUGGUUCGAGGACGAGUGCCGAGCGGUGUUGUUCACGCAAAAGGCGCCCGCGCCGGCUAAGAAAAAGGCGGCGUCCGGCGGCGGCGGCGGCGGCGGGAAUUCGUCGGGGUGGCUGACGCAAGCCGCGAAGGGCGGGGGAAGGUCCGCGCCCGCGGCGAAGAAAACCGCGCCGUCGAACCCGUUCGCGGCGCUGGGCGGCGACGAAUGACGCGUCGCGGGGUGCUCUUUCGAAUCGAAAACAACACGGAUAC
Molecule: messenger RNA, 1396 nt
Organism: Micromonas pusilla CCMP1545
Lineage: Eukaryota; Viridiplantae; Chlorophyta; Mamiellophyceae; Mamiellales; Mamiellaceae
Exons: 1
Coding region: 1-1353 (450 amino acids)
Source: RefSeq, a predicted model, not a curated record